Messenger RNA from Plasmopara halstedii, 765 nucleotides. Its product is annotated as Cell growth-regulating nucleolar protein. Gene Ontology annotation, cellular component: nucleolus. The record is from RefSeq and is a predicted model, not a curated record. Gene Ontology annotation, molecular function: DNA binding. Gene Ontology annotation, biological process: rRNA processing; negative regulation of transcription by RNA polymerase II. Lineage: Eukaryota; Oomycota; Peronosporomycetes; Peronosporales; Peronosporaceae. The transcript has a single exon. Bases 1 to 765 code for a protein of 254 amino acids.
AUGGUGUUUUUUGUAUGCGAAGGCUGCAACGAGACACUGAAGAAAAAUAAAGUUGACGCACAUGCAGGUCGAUGUCGUAAUUGUUGGGCUGUGAGCUGUGUAGAUUGCAGCAUCGUAUUCGAAGGCAACGACUAUGCAGCACAUACGAGCUGCAUAUCAGAGGCCGAGAAGUAUGAGAAAACUCUCUAUCAGGGCGAUAAGAACAAAAAAAGUAGUGGAAAGAAGAAGACGCCACAAGAGCGUUGGAUGGAUGUCGUUCAAUCGGCUACUUGCCCCGAAGACCGCAAGGUUCAGGAUGUGCUCACUCGCAUCGCUGGAUACGACAACGUACCCCGCAAAAAGAAUAAGUUUGUCAAUUUUGUUUCUAACAGCUUGGCGAUGCGGGAUACGACACUUGUUGAAAAGGCCUGGAUCAUUUACGAGACGGCUUUUAAAAAGGCUGCAGUAGUAGCGGACGAUGGUACGACAGUUGGUGCCGAGGAGGCUGUUAACAAGAAAAGACCAUCUGAAGAUACAGUAGAGGAGACUAUAAACAAGAAGAGUAAGACCAAGGUCAAGACUUUCAAGUGGAAGAAGUUAAUCAAAUCAGCGCUUAAGGUGGCUAGCAAGGAGAUGGAGAUGCAUGCGCUGCGUGAUCGACUGAUUGAACAGAUUCAAAAGCAAAAGCUGUCAUCCAAGAGUGUCAAAGAACUUCGAAAGGAGUUUAAGAUUGCGAUUAAGGAGAGUGAUAAGUUCGUUGUGGUCGAGACCGUACGCUUAAAGUGA